Molecule: messenger RNA, 5726 nt
Organism: Microtus oregoni (creeping vole)
Lineage: Eukaryota; Metazoa; Chordata; Mammalia; Rodentia; Cricetidae
Gene: Stard13
Product: StAR related lipid transfer domain containing 13
Exons: 14
Coding region: 150-3446 (1098 amino acids)
Biological process (GO): signal transduction; regulation of Rho protein signal transduction; actin cytoskeleton organization
Molecular function (GO): protein binding; GTPase activator activity; lipid binding
Source: RefSeq, a predicted model, not a curated record
ACGCAGCGGGAGAAGGGAGAGGGGCUGGUGGAGGAGCGCAGAGGCCGCCUCGCAGGGCGCCAGGCGGGCGCACCGGGUCCUGCGUGGCCGAGCGUCCCCGCGCCCGAGGCGGCGGCCAGGCUUCCCCGCGCUAUGAGGACACAUCUGAGAUGAGCAGCCCAAGCGGAGCAGUCCACGCUCCGCUCCGGAGGUCGCUGAGCGAGCAGCUGCGGGACUCCACCGCCAGAGCCUGGGAUCUGCUUUGGAGGAACGUUCGCGAGAGGCGGCUGGCAGAAAUCGAAGCGAAGGAAGCAUGUGACUGGCUGAGAGCUGCUGGGUUCCCGCAGUACGCUCAGCUGUAUGAAGAUUCCCAGUUCCCCAUCAACAUUGUGGCUGUCCAAAAAGACCAUGAUUUUCUUGAAAGGGACCUUGUAGAGCCUCUUUGCAGACGACUUAAUACGUUGAACAAGUGCGCCUCAAUGAGACUUGAUGUGAACUUCCAAAGGAAAAAGGGUGACGACUCGGAUGAGGAAGAUCUCUGCAUCAGCAACAAAUGGACUUUCCAGAGAACCAGCCGCAGGUGGUCCCGUGUGGAUGACCUGCACACGCUCUUCCCAGGGGCAGACAGAAACGGGUCCCCAGGAGGCCCUAGGAUGAGAAACACGACCAGCAGCGAGAGUGUGCUCACGGAUCUGAGUGAACCCGAGGUCUGCUCCAUUCACAGCGAAAGCAGCGGGGGCAGCGACAGCCGCAGCCACUCAGGGCAACACUGUGUCGACGGCCCGCUAGUUCUAGAGGGCACCCUGGUCAGCAGCGGCCUCCCACAGUCUCCCCGAGACAGUCUCGGCUACCCUUCCCACCCCAAGAAUGAGAAACCCGCCAGGGCCAGAGCCAAGUCGUUUUUGAAACGCAUGGAUACCCUUCGAGCUAAGGGAGCACACGGGAGGCAUAAGGGGUCAGGGCGGACAGGUGGCCUGGUCAUCAGUGGACCUGUGCUGCAGCAGGAGCCAGAGUCCUUUAAGGCCAUGCAGUACGUCCCGAUACCCAAUGGCGAUGUGCAGACCUCGCCUCCAGCUGCCUGCAGGAAAGCACUUCCCUGCUCCAGUAAGUCAAGUGGUGAGAGCAGCCCCUUGGAGAAUAGCAGCCGAGUGAGCACUCCAUGUACGAAGGAGCGCAAGUGCCACCAUGAGGCCAACAAGCGUGGGGGGAUGUACCUGGAGGACCUGGAUGUGCUGGCAGGGACAGCGCCACCAGAUACAGGGGACCAAAACCACACGCAUGGGUUUCAUUCCCAAGAAAACUUGGUGGUCCAUAUUCCCAAGGAUCACAAACCAGGAACGUUCCCCAAGGCACUUUCUAUAGAAAGCCUGUCACCCUCAGACAACAGCAAUGGGAUUAACUGGAGGACCGGAGGCAUCUCCCUGGGCAGACAACAGGGCCCAGGCAUAAGGGAACCCAGACUCAUGGCGUCCUGCCACAGAGCCAGUCGGGUCAGUAUCUAUGACAAUGUCCCUGGCUCACAUCUGUACGCCAGCACAGGAGAUCUCUUGGACCUGGAAAAAGAUGGCCUCCUCCCACAGCUGGAUGACAUCUUGCAGCAUGUCAACGGCAUCCAAGAAGUGGUGGAUGACUGGUCAAAAGAUAUCUUACCCGAACUGCAAAGUCACGAUGUGCUCGCGGGGGAGCCUGCCUUAUCCCCGUUUCCAUCUCCUAACCAGAUCACUUUAGAUUUUGAAGGCAACUCAGUCUCAGAAGGUCAGACGACACCCAGUGACGUGGAAAGGGAUGGAACUUCUCUGAAUGAAUUGGAAGCUGCCGGGGUCAAAGAAAGAAGGGACUCUGGUGUGGGGGCCUCUCUGACCAGGCCAAACAGGCGACUACGAUGGAGCAGCUUCCACCUCUCACACCAACCGCAGGCAUCUCCAGCCACCCCGCACAUCAGCAGCCAGACGGCGGCCCAGCUGAACCUGCUCCAGCGCUUCUCGCUGCUUCGUCUCACAGCCAUCAUGGAGAAGUACUCCAUGUCUAACAAGCACGGCUGGACCUGGUCCGUUCCAAAGUUCAUGAAGAGGAUGAAGGUUCCCGACUACAGAGACAAGGCUGUCUUCGGUGUUCCUCUCAUAGUCCAUGUCCAGAGAACCGGACAGCCCCUGCCUCAGAGCAUUCAACAAGCACUGAGGUAUCUACGUAGCAACUGUCUGGAUCAGGUGGGACUUUUCCGCAAGUCGGGAGUGAAGUCUCGAAUCCAUGCUCUGCGUCAAAUGAAUGAGAGCUUCCCUGAGAACGUGAGCUACGAAGACCAGUCUGCAUAUGACGUGGCAGACAUGGUGAAGCAGUUCUUCCGGGACCUCCCUGAGCCCCUGUUCACCAACAAGCUCAGUGAGACCUUCCUCCACAUCUAUCAGUAUGUCCCCAAAGAACAGCAGCUGCAGGCUGUGCAGGCAGCCAUCCUGCUGCUGGCGGAUGAAAACCGGGAGGCCCUGCAGACGCUCCUGUGCUUCCUCCAUGACGUCGUGAACUUAGUGGAAGAGAAUCAGAUGACGCCCAUGAACCUGGCCGUGUGCCUGGCCCCCUCCCUCUUUCACCUUAACUUACUGAAGAAAGACAGCUCGCCAAGGGUCAUCCAAAAGAAAUACGCCACCGGGAAGCCAGAUCAGAAGGACCUCAAUGAAAAUCUAGCCGCAGCCCAGGGGCUCGCCCACAUGAUCACAGAGUGCAACCGACUCUUUGAGGUCCCACAUGAGAUGGUGGUCCAGUCUCGGAGCUCCUACUUGGAGGCUGAGAUCCAUGCACCCAGCCUGGAAGACUUGGGAACGCAGGUGGCAGAGAGCGGGGCAACUUUCCACACGUACCUGGAGCAUCUAGUCCAAGGCCUCCAGAAAGAAGCUAAGGAGAAAUUCAAAGGGUGGGUCGCAUGCUCCAGCCCCGACAACACAGACCUGGCUUUCAAAAAGGUGGGGGACGGGAACCCGCUGAAGCUGUGGAAGGCGUCUGUGGAGGUGGAGGCACCACCGUCUGUGGUGUUGAAUCGUGUGCUGAGGGAACGCCACCUGUGGGAUGAGGACUUCGUGCAGUGGAAAGUUGUGGAAACUUUGGACAGACAAACCGAAAUCUACCAGUACGUGCUGAACAGCAUGGCCCCGCAUCCCUCCAGAGACUUCGUGGUUCUCAGGACCUGGAAGACUGACUUGCCCAAAGGAAUGUGCACCCUGGUAUCCCUGUCUGUGGAGCAUGAAGAAGCCCAGCUGAUGGGCGGCGUGCGGGCGGUGGUGAUGGACUCUCAGUACCUGAUAGAACCAUGUGGUUCUGGCAAGUCCAGGCUGACCCACAUCUGCAGGAUAGACCUGAAGGGUCACUCCCCAGAAUGGUACAGCAAAGGCUUCGGACACCUCUGCGCUGCUGAAGUCGCCAGAAUUAGAAACUCCUUCCAGCCCCUCAUUGCUGAGGGUCCAGAGACAAAAAUCUGAGCUCUCCCCAGCGUGGUGUCAAACUCAGGGAACACGAAGAGGAAUGAACGAACGCUCACCGUGUGUGGAGUGCACUGUCCCAUGGGAACUGGUGGCCACGGACCAUAUUCCUAACCUGCCUGGAGAUGGCUAAUCCUUACUAAUAUAAUGUCUUGGACAUUUAUCUGUUGCUUAAAAUUAAAUGGGGUUAUUCCUUACAUAUUGCCUAAUUUGCUAUUUAAAGGCUUCUAAGAAGCGUUGUUUUAGCUGUAAAUAAAUGUACUGUAGCAUUUGUAUAUGUGUGUGUAUAUCUCCCUUUGCUGUAUAUAUGUAAAAUACUGGUUUUAUAUGUAGUUAAGUGUCUGACUCUGUGAGUCUCCUCACAUGGCACUUCCCAGGUUGCUGGAGACCCUGUGUCCCUACUGUCCUGCCAGCUGAGCAGAACCUGCUGCCAAUAACCAAAGCGUGAAAUGUGUCCUCUGUCGGUCUGCCCAUGCUUACCCAAAGAUUAGCUAGCCAAAGAAUAAUAGCAUUAUAAGCUUCUUCCACGCGCUGGCCUCUUAUUUCUGAUGUUUAAAAACUGGAGGGGGUGUUGAGAUAAAUUGAACGAAAUAAUAUUUGCUUCUCUUUAACACAAAGCAGCAGGUAAGAGUUUGUCGCUAAAUCCAAAGCUAGAUUUUUUCAUUGCCCUCUGGGCCCACUCUAUGAAGUUUGAGUGGGAUGUCAGGUGACCGUUAAGAGUUGGCACCAGGGACUGAAACAGAACUGGUACCACCACCCCCUCCAUAGGGGCGAACAGCAGAGCCUGUCCACAAAGCCAAAGGGAGCCCCAUGUCCUCUGGAGACUCAGAUAAUUCUCAUAAUGCUGUUUAGUGACCUAUUUGACCAGUGGCCUACAUGGCCACAGUUAUUCAACAUGUUCUUGCACUGACCUUGACUCUGGACACCAGACAAAGAGAGACGAUGCUCCAAGUGUCCAGGGUCAACACAGCUUCAGGGAAUUCAUAGUGUCCUAUAUAUGAUGCUCUUAAAAAAAUCUAAUCUAUUAAAAAUCUUGCAAUCUAAAAGACAGGGUUUUAAACUAACAGAAGACCAAAACUGUGUCGUUCGUCAUUUGUACAAAUUACAAGCAGAUGUAUCAAGCCCAUGUUUUUCCAUUAUCCCGCACCGGCGCCUGUGCGUUUUACCCCAACCUUAUUUAUUAUUGUACAGACUGAGCAAAUCGGUGUUCCUGAACCAUGUGAGAAUGGCUUUGCUAUUUUUAUUGUAAUGCAGCAUCUAUAGAGAGAUAACUUAUUAUGUCUGCCGUCCAGGAGAAAUUUUCUUAAGCUGUCUGGGCAGAGAUUGAUAUCCUAAUUCAGCAGCUGGUGUUGGAAGAAAAGCAAAAACAAAUCUGUGCUUUCUGGGUUGUUGUAUGACAUACAGUGAUGCGGUGUUUUCUGUUAUCAGUGGUGUGCAAUUGUUUGACUGGGAGGAAUAAAGAUGUUUUCUGUAUGUGGUGUGGCACAAGGAAAAGCAGGGCAGGGAUUUUGCAUUCUCAUGUCUACCUGGAAAAGGGUCGGCCAGACCAAGGGUCACCCACUGUCUGGGCAAUGUUCUGUGGAUUGGACAAAUUCACUUCUGCCAUUACAUCAUGCAUGCCAUGCUGGAUGGCUUUUUAUGUAUUGGCAAGAUUGUCAGUGGGACUUACUCCAGCUCAACACUGUUUCUGCUCCAGCGAUGGGUACUAUGCAUUUGAAAGCAGAAUGGGCACCCCGGGAUGAAUGGCAUUGUUUCCCAGGGAACAUCCUUACUUAGCAAGCACUGGGAACUACCCAAGACCUUGUUAAAAUGCUGGGAUCCAGGCAGUCUGGGUGGGCCUGACAUUCUGUAUUCCUAAUGAGCCCGUGGGAUGCAGGCUGCUGUCUCAACGACACACUUUGAGAAACAAGGACCCAGGGAAUGCUUAAAACUGAAUAAAAUGAUAUGAUUGUAUUUCUCACCCCCUCUCUCUUCCAGCUAACCUGACUUUUGAAUUUUAUGCACAUGCUAAUCACAUCACCUCUGCUAACCACAAAGCGCCUCUUUAAAAUAAAGGAAAAGGGAGGGGAGAAAAAUGAUGCAUCGAGCUUGUUUGUCAAGUACCACAGUAUUUUAUUCACUGUUAUCUUGCCGAUGGAAAUAAAAUAUUUGCAUUUAAAUAGUAUAUUUAUACCUCAUGUAUAUUUUUACCUCAAUUGUUGGUAUCAAUCAUCAGUUGUAAAUAAUUGCCAAGGCAGAUAAAUUUAUAUACAUUAAAUAUUUCCUAUUUUCUAUAAAUUA